This is a messenger RNA of Marasmius oreades (fairy-ring Marasmius), 2003 nucleotides long. RefSeq lists its product as uncharacterized. The transcript is spliced from 12 exons. Gene Ontology annotation, molecular function: transmembrane transporter activity. NCBI's taxonomy places the organism in Eukaryota, Fungi, Basidiomycota, Agaricomycetes, Agaricales, Marasmiaceae. Gene Ontology annotation, biological process: transmembrane transport. Gene Ontology annotation, cellular component: membrane. The record is from RefSeq and is a predicted model, not a curated record. The coding region runs from base 111 to 1784 and encodes 557 amino acids.
GAUGGGACCCACUCUCGUUUCGAUAUCAAUGAUCUAAUCCUUGUUGAAUAUGUAUCCUACGGUAACGACCCAUUUGCUCUGUACCUCACCUUUCCGUCCUCGUUCACGACAUGGAUGUUCCGCGAAAAAACUCAAACGAACCUUUUCAUGGCAGCUACCCAAUUUCCAAGGACGCGGAAGUACCGACGGAAAGGAUUGUCGAGGACAACGAGAACGAGACUGUGAAGGAGGCUACGAAGAGCAGCGUUCUACGCUCUAUCAUGGUUGUGGCAGCGGUCACUCUCGCGAUGAUUGUCAAUACUUCUAAUAGCACCAGUCCUUCAAUAGCACUACCAACAAUUGAGCGUGAACUCCACGUGGAGCAAAUACAACUCGUGUGGAUAGUAUCUGCUUACCCUCUCAGUUCGGGGUGUCUUUUGUUACUUUUUGGCCGUCUCGCAGAUUUAUAUGGCAGAAAGAAUGCUUUUACACUGGGGAAUCUGUGGCUAGUGGCGUUGACAUUGGGUUGCGCAUUCUCUAAUAAUGCUGUGACACUGAGUGUACUUCGUGGGUUUCAAGGCGUCGGCGCUGCUGCUAUCAUUCCUGCCUGUUUGGGCAUACUUGCGCAUCAUUUCCCCCCCUCCCGGGCCCGUUCCGUUGCAUUUGCGACUUUCGCUGCCGGGGCACCUGUUGGCGGUGCUUUUGGGACUUCUCUAGGAGGAACUCUCGUUCAGCUUACUGAAAAGACAUGGCGAUCAACUUUCUACCUUAACACAGGUCUUGCGUUCCUGUCGCUUGUGAUUGGUUUGUUCUUCAUAGAACGCGAUCAGCCUUCGCAAGAACCCAAUCGGCGGGUGGACUGGAUAGGCGCAUUCUUGGUGACAGCAGGACUUGUUCUAAUUGUCUUCGUAUUGGGACAAGGAGAGGUCGCUCCCCAUCAGUGGGGAACUCCUUAUAUCAUCGCAUUGAUUGUUAUGGGCGUUCUUCUCCUUAUUCUAUUUGCUCUCUGGCAACGUCAUCUCGAAAUCAUUGCAGACCAAGGACUGGACUCGAAUUCCUUCCUCCGUUGGCUCCCAACGCCACCUCCCCUCAUGAGGCUUUCUCUAUGGACCAGGGCAAACGGUCGAGUCGGAAUUGUUAUGUGUAUUGCGUUUUUGAACUGGUGUUGCUUCUUAGCGUGGGCGUACUGGGCAACUAUCUAUUACCAAAGUUACCAAGGACUGUCGCCGGUUCUAACAAUGUUGCGUAUGCUCCCUAUGAUUGUCACUGGCAUUAUAUGCAACAUUGUUGUCGCACUCUUCGUGGGUCAUAUACCGUUUGUGUUUUUGAUGGCUAGCGGAACCGCUCUCACAGGAACUGCGGCCCUCCUCUUCGCUUUGAUCAAUCCAAGAGCUGUAUACUGGGCAUUUGGAUUUCCGGCAGCCGUCGCAAGUGUGGUUGGGGCUGACUUCGUGUUUGCCUCCGGAACUCUUUUUAUCGCUAAAUUCUCGCUUCCCCAUGAACAAAGUGUAGCUGGGGCUGUAUUUCAAUGCAUGACUCAGAUUGGUACUUCUUUGGGGGUCACCGUCUCGACCGUGGUGUUCAAUCGUGUAGCACAGCAACAACCCGGUGACCCGUUGAAGAGCUAUCAAGCUGCACAGUGGACAUGCUUGGGAUUCGGUAUAGUUGCUACCUUGCUGUCCAUGAUAUGUCUUCGUGGCGUAGGAAUCAUUGGCGAUAAGAGAGCGACAGUAACUCCAGAAGAUAUAAGUGACGACGCUAAGAUUAAAAACGAGUCAGAUGAGAACGUCAAGGCCCACGAGUAAACGUGCUAUGUUCUAAAACCAAUAACGGGCAUGACGGUGUUAUUUAGAUAGAUAUCACGCGAUGUGCUCGCAUUUACACCGCUCAUGGAAAAAGCUUCGGCCUCGUAUCCCUACUAAUUAGUGUACAUGUACACUGCUUAACUACAUUCAGUCUCAGGUUCUCAUGCUGGGACUUCAUACUCCUACUGUUGGACUUGAACGUUUGAACGCGCGCCGUGC